Rangifer tarandus platyrhynchus (Svalbard reindeer) is the source of this 3828-nucleotide messenger RNA. NCBI's taxonomy places the organism in Eukaryota, Metazoa, Chordata, Mammalia, Artiodactyla, Cervidae. The record is from the annotation of a GenBank genome assembly.
AUGGAAAACUUCAUCCUGUAUGAGGAGAUUGGCCGAGGAAGCAAGACUGUGGUCUACAAAGGGCGACGGAAGGGGACCAUCAAUUUUGUAGCUAUUCUUUGUACUGAUAAGUGCAGGAGGCCUGAAAUAACCAAUUGGGUCCGUCUGACCCAUGAAAUUAAACACAAGAACAUUGUAACUUUUCAUGAAUGGUAUGAAACCAGCAAUCAUCUCUGGCUAGUUGUGGAACUCUGCACAGGUGGUUCAUUGGAAAUGGUUAUUGCUCAAGAUGAAAAUCUCCCAGAAGAUGUAGUGAGAGAAUUUGGAAUUGACCUGCUGACUGGAUUACAUCAUCUUCAUCAACUUGGCAUUCUCUUUUGUGACAUUUCUCCCGGGAAGAUACUCUUGGAAGGGCCUGGAACACUGAAGUUUAGUAAUUUUUGCUUGGCCAAAGUGGAAGGUGAAAGUUUGGAAGAGUUCUUCACCUUGGUGGCAGCAGAAGAAGGAGGAGGUGACAGCGGGGAAAAUGUAGUGAAGAAAAACAGGAAAAGUAGAGUGAAAGGAUCUCUUAUCUAUACAGCUCCAGAAAUUGUGAGGGGUACCGACUUCUCCAUCACCAGUGACCUCUGGUCCUUGGGCUGCCUGCUCUAUGAAAUGUUUUCAGGAAAGCCUCCAUUCUUCUCAGAAUGUGUCUCAGAACUAAUUGAAAAGAUUUGUUAUGAAGAUCCUUUGCCACCUAUUCCAAAAGAUUCUUCUUGUCCUAAAGCUUCUUCAGAUUUUAUUAAUUUGCUUGAUGGUUUGCUUCAAAAAGACCCUCAGAAAAGACUGACUUGGGCAGACCUGCUGCAGCAUUCAUUUUGGAAGGAUGCUUUUGCUAGAAAUGAUCAGGACUCAAGCACUGAGGAUUCCAACGUCAGGUACGGAAACAUGGAAUAUUCCGGGUUCCAAGAUGCCACGGAGCUUCUGAAGAGCCCUCAAGGUGGACAGGCAAAGGGGGGGAAGAGUGGGCAGCGACUCAGUCACUCCUUCAGGCUAGAAAAUCCAUCUGAGUUGCGGCCUAAGAGUGCCCUUGGGGGUCAAUUGAAUGAGUCCAUGUUUCUUCUAAGUUCGCGUCCUACUCCAAGAACCAGCACUGCAGUGGCAUUAAGUCCUGGUGAUGCUGUGACUCAGAAUUCACCACAGAAGACGUCUCCCUUGACCAAAACUGCAAGUGGCCACAUGAGUCAGCAGGAUCUGGAGUCCCGGAUGAGAGAGCUUAUCUACACAGACUCGGACCUCGUCAUCACCCCAAUCAUUGACAAUCCGAAGAUAAUGAAACAACCACCAAUUAAAUACGAUCCAAAAAUAUUGCAUCUACCAGCACAUUCAGUGGAUAAGUUAGUAUUUCUGGAAGACCAGGAUUGGAGUGACUUUCUGCAACAAGUGUGCUCGCAGAUCGACUCCACUGAGAAGAGUACGGGGGCCUCGCGAGCCAAGCUCAAUCUCCUCUGCUACCUGUGCGUGGCAGCCGGGCACAGACAGGUGGCCCCCAGGCUCCUCCACUCGCCCCUGUUCCAGUUGCUAAUCCAGCAUUUGCGAAUAGCUCCAAACUGGGAUAUAAGGGCCAAGGUCGCUCGGGUGAUUGGUUUACUGGCCUCGCACACAGCUGAGCUCCAGGAAAAUGCACCUGUUACUGAGGCAAUCACUCUUUUAACUGAAUUAAUCAGGGAAAAUUUCAGGAACAGCAAAUUAAAACAGUGCCUUUUACCAACCCUGGGAGAGCUGAUCUAUCUUAUAGCCACCGAGGAAGAAAAAAAAAAGAACCCCCGAGAAUGCUGGGCUGUUCCCCCGGCUGCAUACACGGUGAUAAUGAGGUGCCUUCGGGAAGGGGAAGAACGUGUUGUGAAUCACAUGGCAGCAAAGAUCAUUGAAAAUGUCUGCACUACGUUCUCUGCUCAGGCCCAGGGCUUCAUCACUGGGGAAAUCGGGCCUGUUUUAUGGUACCUAUUCAAGCAUUCCACGGUUGAUUCUCUUAGGAUAACAGCAAUAUCGGCCUUGUGCAGAAUCACUCGCCAUUCUCCUACUGCCUUCCAGAAUGUUAUUGAGAAGGUGGGACUGACCUCGGUAAUACACUCCCUGGCCUCUGCCAUCUGCAAAGUCCAGCAGUACAUGUUGACCUUAUUCAGUGCAAUGCUGUCCUGUGGGAUUCAUCUUCAGAGGCUAAUCCAAGAAAAGGACUUUGUCUCUACAAUUAUCCGUUUACUGGACAGCCCCUCCACUUCCAUUAGAGCCAAAGCCUUUCUGGUUCUUUUAUAUAUUUUGAUUCAUAACCAUGAGAUGCUGUUGCUCAGCUGCCAAGCAAGACUGGUGAUGUACAUCGAGAGAGACAGCAGAAAGACCACUCCAGGCAAGGAGCAGCAAGGCGGCAAUGAAUACCUGUCCCGAUGCCUUGACCUGCUCAUCCGUCACUUGGUGCAGGAGCUGCCACGCAUCCUGGGUGACAUUCUUAACGCCCUGGCUAAUGUUUCUGGUCGUAAACACCCAUCCACGGUUCAAGCGAAGCAGCUGAAGAUGUGUCUCCCCCUCAUGCCUGUAGUGCUUCACCUGGUAACGUCUCAGGUAUUUCGACCUCAAGUUGUAACAGAAGAGUUCCUUUUCAGUUACGGAACUAUUCUUAGUCAUAUUAAAUCAGUAGACUCAGGAGAAACUAACAUAGAUGGAGCUGUAGGAAUGAUGGCAUCGGAAGAAUUUAUCAAGAUCACGCUAUUGGCUUUUGAAGCAGUGAUACAGUAUCCUAUUUUAUUGAAAGACUAUUGCUCUACGGUGGUUGAUUAUAUCCUGCCCCCCUUGGUGUCAUUGGUUCAAAGCCAGAAUGUGGAGUGGAGACUCUUCAGCUUGCGGCUACUCUCAGAAACCACAUCUCUGCUUGUGAACCAGGAGCCUGACGAUGGCAAGGAGGUGGUGAAUGUUGACUCUGACAACAAUCUUCUCGCUCUAAUUAGAGAUGUCUUACUUCCCCAGUAUGAACACAUCCUCACGGAGCCAGACCCUGUACCAGCAUAUGCUCUGAAGCUGCUGGUUGCCAUGACUGAACACAACUCAACUUUUACCAGACUUGUGGAAGACAGCAAACUGAUCUCACGCAUUUUUGAAGUAAUUCUGGAACAUCAGGAGAACAUUCUGGGUAACACCAUGCAAAGUGUGGUUGCAUUGCUCAACAAUCUGGUUGCCUGCAAAGAUUCGAAUAUGAAGCUACUUUACGAGCAAGGACUGGUCCGUCACGUCUGUAACCUGUUCACUGAGACUGCCACACUGUGUUUGGAUGUGGACAACAAAAACAACAACGAGACUGCAGCCGCCCUGCUGUUCUCCCUGCUAGGCAUUCUGCAUGGCAUGCUGACCUACACUUCCAGAGUCGUGCAGCUGGCUCUGCAGGCACAGAAAUCCGGCUCAGGAGGGAGCACUCAGGCCGCGGAAAACCUGCUGCUGCUCGGCAAGCCUCUCAUAGACCUCGUCAGCCUGCUCAUCCCGCUGCUUCCUAACGAGGAUCCUGAAAUUUUUGAAGUUUCAUCCAAGUGUCUGUCUAUACUGGUUCAGUUGUAUGGAGGGGAAAACCCAGAGAGCCUGUCUCCUGAAAAUGCAGAGACCUUCGCUGAUUUACUAACAUCCAAAGAGGACCCAAAGGACCAGAAGCUUCUGUUGAGGAUUCUCAGAAGAAUGAUCACCUCCAACGAGAAGCACCUGGAGAGUCUCAAGAGCGCAGGGAGCCUCCUGCGGGCUCUGGAGGGGCUGGCCCCGGCCGGGGGGUCAUCAGCCAACAGCGCAGUGGCAUCCUUGGCCCUGGAGAUCCUCCAAGCUGCUGGACGCUAG